This is a messenger RNA of Toxotes jaculatrix (banded archerfish), 1625 nucleotides long. Its product is annotated as calcium-activated potassium channel subunit beta-4-like. Lineage: Eukaryota; Metazoa; Chordata; Actinopteri; Toxotidae. The record is from RefSeq and is a predicted model, not a curated record. Gene Ontology annotation, biological process: potassium ion transport; detection of calcium ion. Bases 73 to 861 code for a protein of 262 amino acids. Gene Ontology annotation, cellular component: membrane; voltage-gated potassium channel complex. The transcript has 4 exons. Gene Ontology annotation, molecular function: calcium-activated potassium channel activity; potassium channel regulator activity.
UCUCUCUCCUCCUCCUCCUCCUCUUCCUCUUCUCCUCCUCUCCAUGCCGGCGGUGGUCUCCGCGGGGCUGCCAUGGCGAAGAUCCGGGUGUCGUACGAGUACUCCGAGGCCGAGGACAAGAGCAUCAGGCUGGGGUUGUUCCUGAUCGCCUGCGGGAUUCUCAGCCUCUUCAUCCUGGGCUUCUGCUGGCUCAGCCCGACCCUGCAGAGCCUCCAGAGCAAGCCGGCCAACUGCACGGUGGUGUCAGUGUUGCGUCCGGAGGAGAUGUUCGAGUGUGUGUUUACAUGUGGUGCAGACUGUAAGGGAACGUCCCUCUAUCCCUGUCUGCAGAUCUUCGUCAACAACUCGGAGUCAAACUCUGUGGCUCUGCUGCACUUUGACGAGCAACAGCUGGUCCUCAACCCAAAGUGUUCGUACGUCCCUCCCUGUGAGAGGGACAACCAGAAGAACAAAGACAGUGUUUUGUGGUGGGAGGAUUACUUCACCAAAGAGGUCAGCAGCCAGUCCUUCACCUGCUUCUUCAACCAGCAGAGGAGGCCUGAUGACGUGUUGUGGCGUCGUUCCCAUGACACCAGCGUCCUUCUUCACUGCGUCCUCUGGCCAAUGGUGUCACUCCUGCUGGGCACGCUCAUCGUGCUCCUGACGGUGUGUGCUCGAUCCCUCGCCGUCCGAGCCGAGGCCCUCCAGAAGAGGAAAUGCUCUUACGAAGUUUGCCAGGACCUGUCCGCCGCUCCCGCAGACCGCCGCGGCACCAAAGCCGGAGACCCCCUCUCCACGAACUCUGACCCCGAGCUGUCGUCGCCGUCAAGGACCCUGCCGCUGUUUGCGGUGCCGGUGCGACGCCGCGACCGGGAACAUUAGGACAGAACAGGAAGCUGUUUUCACGCCGUGAAAUCGAAUCUCUUAGGACGCUGACGAGCCGGUGGGCGAAGUGGACCGAGUGGCCGAGGAGGCCACCAACAGCCCGCUGCUGUGUGUGCGGUUUGUAUGAUCAGCCACUCUGCUGCCUGUAGCUCUGAGCAGGCGCAGUGUCAGCACCUGUCCUCAGAUUUUAACUGGACACACCGGAUCCAUGAGUCCGCUGAUUAUCAAUCCUCCGUGCCAGAGUAUUGGAAUGGUUAUUUAAAUGGCUCUAGUUCUGUGAGAGAUGAUGCACUGGCGGGAAAAGAUUCAAACUUUAAACAUAAGGAUUGACAUGUGAAAGUCAGCUUCUCCUCACUGAGGUCUUAACUGUAGCUCUUCUAUUCAUGUAGUUUUCCUUUGAGUCCCAGUAGCCAAAGCCGUCACCUUCGUGUUAGCUUCUAUUCUUCUAAUGCGACUCAGUGCAGUCUGUCCUUUCCACAUUCAGUGAUAAACCAGUGUCCGCUGUAGGACUCUGACCCACAGUUCCCAUGAAGCACUGCAAAAUGCAUCAUCGCAGCUGCUGGUUUCUUCCGCGUCCCUCACCUUCACCAACAUUCUCUCACUUAAUUAACUAAUAAGAAUUUUUUCCCUCAUCUCCAACCAGUUUAUAAAAUUAAUAAGCUGUUUGUUUAUUUCACGCUCCCAUUUACAGUUUGCUGGCUCUGACAGGGAGUAAACAAAGAAAUCAAUGACACAGUAACACAGGUUUACAUUGUACCUGC